Molecule: messenger RNA, 570 nt
Organism: Mycena indigotica
Lineage: Eukaryota; Fungi; Basidiomycota; Agaricomycetes; Agaricales; Mycenaceae
Product: Mitochondrial 50S ribosomal protein
Exons: 2
Coding region: 1-570 (189 amino acids)
Cellular component (GO): mitochondrial large ribosomal subunit
Molecular function (GO): structural constituent of ribosome
Source: RefSeq, a predicted model, not a curated record
AUGUCGACCGUGUCUCAACCACUAAAACGCGCCCAACUCGGUCUAUUCCAGAACAAAAUCAAGCAGUACGGAAACAAUGUCCCCUUCUCCCUCCACAAGACCCGGCGCACCUGGCUUCCCAACGUCCAGCGGAAGCGCUUCUUCUCCGAGACGCUGCAGGACUACGUGCAGGUCAAAGUCACGACGGCGGCACUGAAAACGAUAAAAAAGGUCGCUUCCUUGCGUGGUACUGUCGCGCCCCCUGCUGACAUGUCCCUCCAGAAAGGCGGCAUUGACAACUACGUUACGCAAACGAACGCAGAAACACUUGGCUGGAGAGGGAUGCAGAUAAGAACGAUGGUUCGCGACGCCCAAGAGAAAUCCACGCAAAGCGAAUCUUCUCCCUCCACCACAACGAGCAAAAAGACACCCUCUUCGUCCAGAAUUGUGCGGUAUGCUCGGCGAAUGGCAGCGCGGACACUAGGUUUUCGUGGACUUGCUUCUGCUGAAGAAACCCUUCGCUUCAUGAAAGAUCGCAAGUUCGAGCAAGAUCGACGACUUCCUCAGAUUAUAUCUACAUCGACAGGGUAA